Messenger RNA from Patella vulgata (common limpet), 2543 nucleotides. RefSeq names its product achaete-scute homolog 1a. Gene Ontology annotation, molecular function: RNA polymerase II transcription regulatory region sequence-specific DNA binding; DNA-binding transcription factor activity, RNA polymerase II-specific; protein dimerization activity. Gene Ontology annotation, biological process: developmental process; regulation of transcription by RNA polymerase II. The record is from RefSeq and is a predicted model, not a curated record. The coding region runs from base 78 to 701 and encodes 207 amino acids. NCBI's taxonomy places the organism in Eukaryota, Metazoa, Mollusca, Gastropoda, Patellidae. The transcript has 2 exons.
AACUACGUCACGUCGCGACGGCAUCAGAGACGCAGGACCAAAAUAUUCUACAUUAAAAGACACGCGAAGUAUAGAAAAUGGAAACCAAAAUGUACAGUGCUCAUCCGCUGGAAACUGGACUAUCCCCAAUUAUGGACAUGUCCAGCAGUGCUGACUUCUUUGCGGCAUUCAUGGACAGACCGUCAUGCAUGUUUUCCAGUUCUCCGACAAGUGUUAGUCCAAAUGUAAAUGACUUAAAUAUGAAUACGAAAGAAAACAUCCGAGAGAUAUCCCAGUGCAAACGAAAAUUGGAUUUUGCCGAAAACAACAAUUACUUAGGACUCCAAAGACCCCAGACGGUUUCUGUUGCAAGAAGGAACGAGCGGGAACGGAAUCGCGUUAAACUUAUAAAUAUGACUUUUGCGACAUUAAGGGAACACAUUCCCCAGUUGUCAAAAGGGGGCAAAAGUCGUAAAUUGAGUAAAGUGGAGACGUUGCGGGCUGCUAUUGAGUAUAUUCGAUAUCUUCAAGGUAUGAUGGAUGAGAAUACAACCGUGGAUCUUAGUAAGAUAGUCAGCGAGGGCUGUCUGUCUCCCGGUCUGUCUACUGGAACAUCCGUGAACUCCCCAUCAUCUCCCUCUGGCUCACCAGCUUCUGAAUCGUCCUAUGAAAAUCUCAGCACAGAAGAAGAAGACUUAUUGGACUUUGCAAAUUGGUUUUAAAGGCCAGAGAUAACGCAGAUUGUGAAGUGACGCAACUAUAAGUGCUAUGUUCUGAUUGGAUGACCAUUUUGUAAGGAACUGUUCGAUUGGCCAAUUGCGUAAUUCUGCUGACAGCUGGAUGUGAUGGUGCUAAUAAGGAAUAAUGCCUAUCCAAAAUGAAUGACUUUUACCCCCAUAAGCUUACGUGAAAAACACUUGAAGUGCUAGACAAUAAAAUCGAUGAAGAAACUUAAAAUUGUUAAGAGGAUUAACGACAUCGUAUCGCUUGUCGGACAUUCUCUUUAUGUGAUUUGCCAAAGUCGUUUCUGAAUAGUGACAGUGUCUCUAGAUUUUUUUUUUGUUAUUUAAGCUGAAUAUGUUAGAAUUUUUGUAAUUAAUUCAUUUUAUAAUAGAAAACAUGAAAGUUUGUUUUAUUGCUUUGCCUGGACUUGGGCAACCACACACCUUUAGUAAGCUUUACACUGUAUGUACAGGUCCACCAUAUUAUCUCAUAAUCCUACAAAUGUAUAAAUCUUUUAAUUUAUUUUAUCAUUCAGUACUUUAGUAGAGAUAAUCUUUUAAAAAUAUUUGUAUAUAGUAUUUCAGAACUUACAAAGACAAUAUGUUACUGCACUGCACGCAGAUUCAUCGGUGUCAAGUUUAUAGAAAAAAAAAUAAGAUUGAACACCAGAGUCUUUGAUAAAGACGCCACAUGCACAACUUUUAGAUGUAUUUAUAAAUCAACUUUGAGAUAUUUCAAGAGAUAGUCAUUUAUUUUACGCAAUGCUGAACCUGUUUGCAGUAAAGAUUUCGUAGUUUUUUUUAUACGAAUUGGUUUGCAAGUUAUGUGAGUUCUGCAAAUUCGUCAUAUUUGAAACCUCGAAAAUCUAAUAUCAACUGAAUCCGAUUCUUUUUAUUUACAAAAAAGGACAUGCUUGUACAUAGAUUUUAGGAAAUUUUGAGUUCUGAGAUGUCCGAAUUUACAAGUUUUAGUGCUCAGUAUGUCGACACCAGCAGUAUUAUAAAUUUCGAAUGAACAACGAGCAAACCAUUUACUUUUCUUCCAAAUGUAUAAUCAAAACGGUCGAUUGUGUUAUUUCCAAUGUAUUAUUAAAACCAAUAUUUUGUACAUGUAUUUAAAUUAAAUUUGUUUAUAAUCUAUAAUGAUUUAAAAGUAUUUUUGUAAAAAAAUCUAGAAUUACAACAUUGAUGAGUAUUUUAUUGUAGUUGUUGUUUGCAACAUUUCGUCCUAAAAUAGUUAUUAUUAUUCAUAAAUAUUUAACGUUUUAAACGUUUAUAUAAUUCAGAUCUGUCUCAAGAAGAACUCGAUAAAUCCACAUUGCCCGUAUCAAUUGUUUUUAAUGUUAAAAUUAGAGAUAUACAUUUUCAAAAAUGUUGCCACAGAUCACAGAUUCAUAAAAAAAAUGUUUUGAAUAUUUGUCAUACUCAAUUUGGGAAACUUCUGUCGAAACACCUUGUACAACUUAGUUGUGGAUACGAUGCCAGUUUAUUUGACACGUUACAUUACGAAGUCACUUGGUAUCUAUGGACUUUGAAAUUGAAUGCUCUUUAGAAUUGAUGAUACUAUAUUUCAUGUCAAAUUUCCUAGAAUUGAAGUAUUCAACAUUUCUGGAUAUUUUUUUUGUUCUUCCAAUGAACACAGUAUUAUUAUAGUCCGUUAUUGUUAGUUAUGUGUUAUUAAUAUUAUGUGCUGAAUUUACAUAGGAGACCAAAUCACAACUUCUCGCUCAAAAAUAUUGCUCACGAUUUGUAAAAGUAAUUUAUUUUUUCAUCGAAUCUGUAAAUAACCCUGUUAAUUUAUUAUUACAUAUGUAUUCUAUUUUGCUACAAAUAAAUGUCAUA